Messenger RNA from Prorocentrum cordatum, 498 nucleotides. NCBI's taxonomy places the organism in Eukaryota, Dinophyceae, Prorocentrales, Prorocentraceae. The record is from the annotation of a GenBank genome assembly.
AUGAGCAGCGUCACUCGCACCAGCACCAGCGAGAGCAGCAGCACUUCUGUGACCAGCACUAGCGAGACCAGCACCACGACUUUGACCAGCACGACUGGGAGCAGCACCACUCGCACCAGCACCAGCGAGAGCAGCAGCACCAGUGUGACUAGCACGUCGGUGAGCAGCACAAGUGCAACCAGCACCACUAGCCAAACCAGCUCGACCGGCACGAGCAGCACCACGCACACAAGUAGCAGCGGGACCAGCAGCACCACUCUCACCAGCUCUAGCACGACAGGCAGCAGCACUAGCGAAAGCAGCAGCACCAGUGUGACCAGCACGAGCGGGACCAGCAGCACUACACUGACCAGCAUUAGCGAAACCAGCUCCACGACGCUGACCAGCACAACUGGGACCAGCAUCUCACGCACCAGUACCAGCGAGAGCAGCAGCACAAGUGUGACUAGCACGUCAGCGAGCAGCUUCAGUCAGCACAAGUGCAACCAGCACCAUUAG